Mugil cephalus (flathead mullet) is the source of this 1349-nucleotide messenger RNA. Its product is annotated as macrophage mannose receptor 1-like. The record is from RefSeq and is a predicted model, not a curated record. Lineage: Eukaryota; Metazoa; Chordata; Actinopteri; Mugiliformes; Mugilidae. The coding region runs from base 26 to 1105 and encodes 359 amino acids. The transcript is spliced from 4 exons.
AUCAGUUUCAUCCAACAGAGCAAAGAUGCAUUGGAGUCUGCUCAUUGUGAUGGGUCAGUGUUACUUCAUCACAUGUCAACUCUACCAGUACCACUAUAUUGAAGAUACAAAGACCUGGACAGAAGCUCAGGAGUACUGCAGAGAACAUUACACUGAUCUGGCCACAGUGUCUAACAUGACAGACAUGAAGAAACUCCUUGAAGAAUCUACAAGGAGAAAAACUGAAGCCUGGAUUGGACUGAACAACAGAGCAGAUGUCACCAGGACAUGGCACUGGUCUCUACCUGGAGUGGAGUUUAAAGAUGAUGAAACAACAUGGAAAGAUGGUGAACCAAAUGAUGUAGCUGGUCUGGAGAACUGUGGAUUUAUAAAGGAUGUUACACUGUUGAGAGAUCUGUCUUGUAAAGAACCACUUCGUUUCAUCUGCUAUGAUGAAAGUGGAUCCACAAAGAUCCAUUUGAGAAAUGAAUAUAAGAACUGGAUUGAUGCUCAGAAAUACUGCAGAGAUCAUCACACAGACCUGGUCAGUGGAUUCAACCAGUUACAUGAACUAGAUAAAGAACUCAGUGAUAACACCCCCUAUUGGGUCGGCCUGUUCAGAGACACCUGGAGGUGGUCGGAUGGGAGCAGUUCCUCUUUCAGACACUGGGAUCAGACUCUGUCACCAGGAGACAAAUGUGCAGUGACCAUGUUGAGUGAAGGAGGAAGAUGGAAGAACGCCAAGUGUACUGACCAAAAACCUUUCUUCUGUUAUGAUGAUAAAGUGAUCCUGAUCAAAGAAAGUAAGACCUGGGAGGAAGCCUUGUAUUACUGCAGAGACAACUACAAUGACCUGGUCUCCAUCACUAACCUUGAUGAACAGAGAUGGAUUCAAGAGAGAGCCAAGAACGCCUCAACUCCUUUUGUCUGGCUGGGACUGCGCUACACCUGCACUCUGGAUUUUUGGUUCUGGGUCAGUGAUGAGGUAGUCAGCUAUAAGAACUGGGCCUCAGAUGGAAAGAAUGAUGACUGUGACAUGUCUGGAGCCAUGGAAACAGGAGGAGAACAUCAGUGGGUCACAAAACAAGAUAACGAGACGUUUAAUUUCAUCUGUUCUAAGUCUUAGACUCACUGAUAACUGUCUUUUUAUUCAUAUACUCUGAAUGUUGGUUGUGUAUUAAACAUAUUCUUUCCAUCUGUCUUGAAUGGUGAAGUGGGAAAUGUAGGAAUCCCAACCUGACUGUGUAAAAGCUGUCUUCAGAUUGUGAGAGGAAGAAGCUCCACUAUAGUCAGUUGUAAAGUAGUGCAGCUUUACUGUGGAUGUUUAAAGUGGAAUAAGUGGAUAAUGUGAUGUGAUGAUGUUAACACAA